AUGGCAAUACCUGCCACAGCACUUGCAGGAAUAAAAUGGUAUAGCAGUUACCACUUUGAAUCUAACUACAUAGCUACCCUCAUCAAUAAGCAAAGUUCCACAUACGUCAAGAAGGAGUACACAAAGUACAUUUGCCACCCGUGCAUGAUGAGCAAACACACAAGAUCAAAGAGCCAAAAUUUCGGAAAGUUUGAAACACCAAAACAAGAUGAUACGUAUGGAAGGUCGUCCCUUCCGGAGGUUACCACCAGUAGUGUAAGAAGACAGAACGACGAUAUCCUAUAUGCCCAACUCGAGAGUGAAGCAAGAAACCAACUCAAGUUCUAUGGCAUCCAUCUUGAGAGGGAAGGCAUAGUUAAAUCCGUAUUCCGUGGUGGAAAAUACAUAGCCUCCAUUGGAGAAGAUUCUACGCCAUCAAGGAGAAGUAGUACAGCCCAGAUCCUCGGGUCCCCUAAGAAGGUUAACGAUAAGAAUCUCGUGUCGGUGGAGUGGAAAUGUGGAUGCUCCAAGAAAGUGAGGCCUCUACCCACUGGUAGAGGAGACAACUUCAAGGAAGCGCGACUUCGCCUUCGUCUGGCUCUCCUUGAGGAUGUGCAUAGUCAUAAAUGCCAGGGAUACACACCAGACGAUAAGCCAGAGGAGAUUGAAGCACUCAGGGCAGAAAUUGAGGCUAUCACUGGCAAGCCGCAGCGAAGGAGGUAG
This is a messenger RNA of Fomitiporia mediterranea MF3/22, 702 nucleotides long. RefSeq lists its product as uncharacterized. The record is from RefSeq and is a predicted model, not a curated record. Bases 1 to 702 code for a protein of 233 amino acids. Lineage: Eukaryota; Fungi; Basidiomycota; Agaricomycetes; Hymenochaetales; Hymenochaetaceae. The transcript is spliced from 5 exons.